UGUUUUUAAAGAAUCACAGUAAAUUUAUCACACAAUCACUUUUUACUUGAACAAGAGUGAAGACAAAAUUUCACUACCAUUUUUGUCAAAACAAACACCACACUGUAUCUCUAAAACUAUCACCAUCACAUUCAUCAAGAAUAUGAAGAAGAACCACCAUCACCGAAGCAAUCUCUGAAGCAUUCAUCUCUAAUGGCGUCAUUCUCUGAUUCGAAUCACCACCACAACACUUCCGAUGGCGUUGCUCAGAGAGUCAACAGCCCGCGUUUCUCAGGUCCGAUGACUCGCCGUGCACACUCCUUCAAGCGUAACAACAACAACAACAACGGUAACAACAGCGGCAAUAGCAGCAACAGCAACUCUCUGAGUACCCACAAUGAAGUUGAGCUUCAAAUCAACUCGCCCAGAUCGGAGGAAGGGUUGGAGCCGGUGCUGGAGAGGAAGCACGGCGGUCAUCACCACCAUCAUGUGACCCAGAGAGUUCAUGUGAAGAGCUUGCUCAAGAAACGGAUUGAAUCCAUUGUUGUUGACUUGGGGUCAAGGGAGAAGAAGAAGCUUGGCCAUUGGAUGUUUCUUGUGUUCUGUGGGGUGUGCUUGUUCAUGGGUGUUCUUAAGAUUUGUGCUACUGGCUGGCUUGGAUCUGCUUUAGAUAAAGCUCAAUUCAAUAAUCAGGAACUGCCUGACUCCAUUGGCAUAUCUAGCUUAAAUCUAAUGGACCAAAACUCCCUUCCUUAUGCAUAUAAGGAUGGAGCUGGUGAUGUUGAACGGACUCUGAAGAUGGUAGAAACAGGAGUUGUUGGCAGCCAUACUACCAUGACUGAAGAAUCAGAUAUCUGGUCUAAAUCCAACAGUGACAAUUUCACCCAAUGCAUAGAUCUGCCAAGAAAUCAUAAAAAGCUAGAAGCAAAGACCAAUGGCUACAUUCUUUUAAAUGCUAACGGUGGCCUGAAUCAGAUGAGAUUUGGGAUAUGUGAUAUGGUUGCUGUUGCUAAGAUAAUGAAGGCAACAUUUGUUCUUCCUUCUCUUGAUCAUACCUCCUACUGGGCUGAUGCGAGUGGCUUCAAGGAUUUGUUUGACUGGAAGCAUUUUAUUAAUACACUGAAGGAUGAUAUCCACAUAGUUGAGAAAUUACCACCUGCCUAUGCAGGCAUUGAGCCUUUCUCAAAAACUCCAAUAUCUUGGUCUAAGGUUACUUAUUACAAGACUGAGGUUCUUCCCCUCCUAAAUUAUCACAAAGUGAUGUAUUUCACUCAUACUGAUUCCCGGCUUGCUAACAACGGCAUUCCAAAUUACAUCCAGAAGCUAAGAUGUCGUGCAAAUUACAGAGCACUGAAAUAUUCAGCUCCAAUUGAAGAAUUUGGAAACACAUUGGUAUCUAGAAUGCAGCAGAAUGGAAAUCCUUACCUUGCCCUUCAUUUGAGAUAUGAGAAGGAUAUGCUUGCAUUUACGGGUUGCAGUCACAAUUUGACUGCAGAAGAAGAUGAAGAAUUAAGACAGAUGCGAUAUGAAGUCGGUCACUGGAAGGAGAAAGAGAUUAAUGGGACUGAAAGGAGAUUGCUUGGAGGUUGUCCGUUAACUCCAAGGGAAACUUCCCUAUUGCUUAGAGCACUAGGUUUCCCAUCACAUACCAGGAUUUAUCUGGUAGCUGGAGAAGCAUAUGGAAGAGGAAGUAUGAAAUACCUUGAGGAUGAUUUCCCCAACAUUUUCUCUCAUUCCUCUUUGUCUUCUGAAGAAGAGCUGAUUCCUUUCAAGAGUCAUCAGAACAUGUUGGCUGGUAUAGACUACGUUGUUGCCCUUAAGAGUGAUGUUUUUCUUUACACUUAUGAUGGAAAUAUGGCGAAGGCUGUACAAGGUCAUAGGCGCUUUGAAAACUUCAAGAAGACCAUCAAUCCAGACAAGAUGAAUUUUGUUAAACUAGUUGAUCAUUUGGAUGAAGGAAAAAUUUCCUGGAAAAAGUUCAGCUCCAAGGUAAAAAAGCUUCACCAAGACCGAAUCGGCGCUCCAUAUCCAAGGGAAGUAGGGGAAUUUCCAAAGCUGGAGGAAAGUUUUUAUGCAAAUCCUCUGCCAGGAUGUAUUUGUGAAACACGAAAGAAGUAGACACUUGGCUGAAGGUUAUCUUUCUUAGGAUGGUAUGACGAGAGCCGCAAUCAGGAAGGCGUUUUGGCUAUAGUGUGAUGAGUUUCAAUACUACAUUCUUAAGGACAUGGCAAUGUGAAUGUGCCAAAGCUUGGCUAUCUAGUAAGAUAGUAAAGAUUACAAGGGGCCAAGGUGGGGGUAAGAAACUGAGCUACCCAGCUGCACUUUUAAAAUAAGGAUCAAGCACGGGUAGGUCAAAGUAUACCACUGUCAAUACACGCAAUAGAAAUUAAACACCAUACCUUACUAAGCAAACCUCAUCCCUAACCAUACGUUUUUUCAGCAUUCAUUUUUUGCUCCUUUCUAGAUUUUGCUUUAUCCAAUACUUGUAAUAAUAUCAAGAAAAUGGGGUGGGACUGAAUUAGUUGUAUUCUUAUUCCUAAGAAAAGGAAUUUGUCCUUUUUAGGUGCAUCAAAACUAGAUUUUAUUUUCAAAUGCUGCAUAGUGAUGGAAGCAGGUUACUUACAAUGGAUGAUCCUUUAUGUUCGUCAGUUAUUUUUCAGAUACAGCUUGUUUACUAAGCAGGUUUCUGAUCGGAUUAUAUUACUUCAGCUAAAUCAACGGAAUUUGCAAAAAUCAAAAGUUGAAAUC
This is a messenger RNA of Lotus japonicus, 2727 nucleotides long. Its product is annotated as O-fucosyltransferase 35. The transcript has 9 exons. Gene Ontology annotation, cellular component: Golgi apparatus; cytoplasm; chloroplast. The record is from RefSeq and is a predicted model, not a curated record. Bases 193 to 2097 code for a protein of 634 amino acids. Lineage: Eukaryota; Viridiplantae; Streptophyta; Magnoliopsida; Fabales; Fabaceae.